AUGGUAAGAUAUUCUCAAUAUAUAGAUCUAAACGUUGCUUAAAAGAAUGACGUGUGUGUUGUUUAAGUUGCUUCUUGUGGUCUCUAAUAAAUAUUACAGAUAAAUUACUGUUCUUCCUUAGAUUAUGAUCUCUUAAUUUAUCAGACAUUUGAACUUAAUCCACACUAUUAAGUGACAAUUUCAUUCAAUUUUUGGAGAAUUGACUAAUGGAAUAAUUACCAAUUCUACUUGUAUGCUGACCAUCAAAUUAUUUAUAAUAAUGUCUUCUAAGAUACUGCAAUUAGUACAAAUUUAUGUGGUAGUUCAUCUUAUUAAGAUGAGAUAAUUCCUAUUUCCAGGAAAUUCGAACAUUCUAGCACAACUAUUUUUAUACUAAUGAUGUCACAAAAAGGAGUAUGGGGAAUUUCUGACUUUAUUCUCUCUAUUGAAAAUUGUCCAACAGGAUGUAAUUCUUGUGAUUCAACAGGUUGUUUUGACGAAUACUUAUUUAUAUAAUAAUUUGUCAGUAGAACUGUUGGCCCAAUAACCAAUAAUGAAGGAUGGUUAAAAAAUGGAAUAAUUGAAACCACUCCAUCAAGUUGUUCAGGAAUCUAAUGUUUAAGAGUAUUUGCAACCCAAUUGGAGAAAACUUAUAAUCUUAAGUCUCACCUCAAAAUUAGCUUUUCAAUAAGAGUAUUCGUACUGAACUCUUAUUAAACAGAAAUCAAGAUUUUAAUAGAUGAUGCCCUUGUAUAUUCGACUGAAUAUUCUGGUGGUUGGAUAGCGGAUAAUUCAGCCUAUGAAUUUUGCUAUUUCUUGACUUAAAAAUAAAUCAAUAUUAGAUAAUACCCUCAUAAUGGCUCCACAGUGAAAAUAACAAUUCUGACAACUUAAAAUAAACAUGUUUAUCCAAUUUCUCCCUGGAUGUGCAUAAGAGAUGUCUAAUUAUUUUUAGGAACUAAUUCAAAUGUAAGCCUUUGUAACGACAAUAAUAAAUUUGCGUUUGAUGGUUGUUUUUCUUCUAUUUAUGACUGUGUUGAAGGUUGUAGCAACUGUAUCUAAGGUACAUGUUUAAAUUGUCUAUUGGGAUGGGAAUACCAAGUAUUUGAUAAAACGUGUAUUCCAAUAUGCGGAGAUGGUAUAAUAACAGGUCUUGAAGAAUGUGAUGAUGGGAAUUAGAUCCGUUUUGAUGGUUGUUAUUAGUGUUAAUUUUCUUGUAUUUCAGAAUGCUAAUUGUGCGAAUUUGGAUAUUGCUUAUAAUGUAAUCCAUCAUUCAAAUUAUCUUAUGAUAAAUAAGAAUGCUUACCACAAUGCAAUAAUAAUGAAAUUUCAAAAUAUUAUGGAUACUAUCAUGAUUCAAAUGAUGAAUGUUCUGAAACCUGUUAGUUAGAGUGUUAAUAAUGUAUCGAUUCUAAAUGUUACCUGUGUGAAGAAGGAUGGCAAUUGAGAGAUAAUAAUUGUAUUUAAUUAUGUGGAGAUGGAUAAAUAGCAGACUUUUCGAUAGAAUAAUGUGAUGAUAUAAAUAAUGAUCCCAAUGAUGGUUGUUUUGAAUGUCGACUCGAAUGCCUUCCCUAUUGUUUAGUUUGUGUAGAUAUAUCUACUUGCGUGAUUUGUGAAGACAAUUUUUAAAUAGUAGAUUAAGUUUGUAGACCCAUAUGUGGAGAUGGUAUCAUCAUUUCUGGAUAAGAGGAUUGCGAUGAUGGUAAUAAUCAACCAUAUGAUGGUUGUUUUGAAUGCUAGUUCUAAUGUUCUAAAGGUUGUCUUGAUUGUGAAUAGGGAAAUGUCUGUAAGAAAUGUAAUUAUUAAUAUGUUUUGGAUAAAGAGACAGAACUUUGCCAAGAAAUUUAGAAUGGAAAUUAAACUGAUAUUAAUGAUAGUUUAGAUUCAAUAUAAAUGAAGAGAUGCGGUGAUGGAAUUCUUGACAAUAUAGAAUAAUGUGAUGACGGUAAUUUUGACAAUCUAGAUGGAUGUUCUAAUCAGUGCAUCAUAGAAGAUAAAUGGGAUUGUGUAGAUAUUAAUUUUCAAAGCAGAUGCUUUCUCCUCACCUAACUAUCUCUUUCAUAUAUAAACCAUACCAAUCCAUAUCAAUAUGUAUAAUUAUCAUUCACACAUCUUGUAAGAUUGAACGAGCCAAUAACUGAUUUAAUUCCUAGAAUUAAAUUUACAAUUGAUGAUUUAUCUGUAGACUAUUAUAAUUAUUCAAUUUAAGAAGUAAUUCCAGUAAAUGAAUUCGAAUUAACCUAAGCUACUUAUUUAUUAGCCAUUCAAUUUUAUUCGUCAAUGAUUGAUCCUCCUAUAGUAACUGUUUCUGUUGACGCAUCCUUAGUAGAUGAAAAUAACUUUGAUGUUGACAAAAGCCCAAAAUAAUUAAAGCUUCAAACUUUCAUUAGCUUAAAUAGUGAUUAGAUUGCUGCAGCCAAAUAAUUAUAUAACUUUGCCUUUUGGAUAAUAGUCGGGCUAGCUGUAUGCAGCUUUUUAUUAAUAAUUUUUGGUGAUUUAUCUCAAUUCACAGAAAUAUUGGAUGUUUUAUAAUAUCAAUCCUAUCUAAAAUUUAUAAAUGUAAAAUAUCCUGAGAAUCUUGAGAUUUACUUUCAAUCUUCAGAAUUAGUAUCAAUGCAACCAUUAUUGAUAAAUUUAAAAAUUGAUUCUUUUUUUGAAAAUGUUUUUGACUAUUAUUAUUUAGAUGGUCCAGGCAAAUUUUAAGAAUAUCAAAUUAAUGCAGAUCUCUUAACUAAUUUAUAUGGAUUAUUUGUUUAGCUGGCUUGCUUUUUACUGCUUUAUAUCUUUCUAAAAUAUUUUAAAAGGUUUUCAAUUAACUAUUGGUUUACUAGUGUAUAUGUUCAAAAGAUUAAAUUAAGCAAAUCAAUCCUAUUAGAGUAGUUUGCAUUAAAAGGUUAUAACUUAAGUAAGCAUGUGUUAGCAACCUAGUUCUUAUAUAGUCUAAAGGGAUUGACUUAAAUAUUUUAUGCCAAUAGCUGGGAUUUGAGCUUCAAAGUAUUGAUAUUUUUAAUUUCCAUGAAUCACUAUACCCUUAGAUCAAUUAUUAGUAUAUUUGUUAGUAUUUUGUAUUUCAUUGUUCUGAUUUUAAUUAUCGAUCAAAAUUUGAUAACCAACUACUUCAAAAUAUCUCCAAAGGUUGUAAAAGCUCACAGAUUAGACGUUAUAAUAUUAUUUAAAAAACUUUUAUUUCUCACAACGUUAACAGGAAUUUAAAAUGAUCCUAUUUAUCAAUGCUUUCUGCUAGCAUAAAUCAAUUUUACUUAUGUAAUUUUUAUCAUUAUAAUUAAUUUCAAAUCUCUUGAUCUUGAUUUUAUAAUGAAUGUUUGGAUUGAAGCACCUGUAAUGUUAUUUACAAUUCUAAAUAUUGCCUAUGUCAAAGAAUUUAGUAUAUAUUUCACACCUAAUUAAUUUAUUCAUUAUGGCUUUUGCUAAACCGGAAUUUUACUUUUAGGAUUAUUAGGUCCAUUAAUCAAAUGUUUCAUCAAAUUUUAUCAAAAAGUUAAGCCCCUAAUUUUAACAAAAGCUCAUAAAGUAGCUAAUAAAUCAUAACAUCUAUUCACUUUAGCCAAUUAAUGA
Paramecium tetraurelia is the source of this 3555-nucleotide messenger RNA. RefSeq lists its product as uncharacterized. Lineage: Eukaryota; Ciliophora; Oligohymenophorea; Peniculida; Parameciidae. The record is from RefSeq and is a predicted model, not a curated record. The transcript has 3 exons.